Messenger RNA from Plasmodium yoelii, 1761 nucleotides. RefSeq names its product conserved protein, unknown function. Bases 1 to 1761 code for a protein of 586 amino acids. The transcript is spliced from 3 exons. NCBI's taxonomy places the organism in Eukaryota, Apicomplexa, Aconoidasida, Haemosporida, Plasmodiidae. The record is from RefSeq and is a predicted model, not a curated record.
AUGAAUAUAAGACACGUAAAUGGAUGUGAAUAUAACGAAAAAGAAAAUGAUAAAGAAUAUAAAGAUGAAAUUAAAAAGGUUAUGGAAAAUUUAAUAAAUGAAAGAAAAAAACAUUUCCAAGAAAACGAUAAUUAUUGUAAUAAUACACCAAUAUGUGCUUGCCCUAAUAUAUUUUGUAAUAUUUAUACAGAUUUAUAUAAUUGGUUUGGUUUUAAAAAUUGUAAAAAAAUAGAUACAGAAUCUUUAAAUACUUGUUUUACAGAUAUAACAAAUGGGGGGGUAGGAUAUUAUGAAAAAUUAAUUGUAUUAGGAAGUAGAAUUUUAGAAUUAUAUAGUGAGUUACAUUUUUUUAAUAAAUAUAAUUAUGAAAAAGAUAAAGAAAUUGCUCAAGAUUUAUAUAAAAGUCUUACACCAAUUAAAGAUGUUGUUUAUCAUUAUUUAUAUGUUCAAAAAAGAAAAAAUCGUAUAAUAUAUAAAAAUAGUUUAUAUUUAUUUGGAUAUUCAUAUUUAUAUACACCUUUAUUUUUUAAUAAUAAAAAUUCUAUAAUCAAAUAUGUUAAAGCAUGUAUAGCAUAUUCAGUUAAAUUUAGUGGAGCAAAUAUUUUUUCAUGGAUGCCAAUUUUAAUAGAACAUAUUUAUUAUUCUCAAAAAUUAAAGGUUUCAGAUAUAGAAGAAGAAAAUGAAUUAUUACAAGAUUUGCAAGAAUAUUUUGGUUAUCAAUUUGAUUAUAUAUUGCCUAGAAUAGCUGAAUGUUUUAGUCACCAUAAUCUAUAUAUUAAAAAUUCACACUUAACAGGAUUACAUAUUAUUCGUAUAUUCGCUAAUGAUUAUUUUUCCCUUUUAGCCGAUGAUGUAAACAUUGAAGGAAAGGAAAAGGCCAUAUGGGUUCGAGAAGAAACCGAAGCAUUUUUAAAUUCAAUGUGUAUAGAAAUAUUUAGUGGGUGUAUGGUAUCAAUUAAUAAAUAUUUAAAUGAAAAUGAUGUAAAAAUAUCUAAAAUAAGAGAUAUUUUUGAAAUUAUAGUAUCAUCAUGUUGGGUUUUAGGAAAUGAAAAAAGAAAUAAAAUAUGGGUAAGUGCAUUGAUACAAAGAUUAAGACAAGUUCAAUUGCUAACUCAAAUAACUACAAUAGAACAAUGGUCUUAUAGUAUAAAAAAAUAUAAUGAUAUAAAUAUAAAUAAUUUUGUAAAAGAUAUUUAUAAUUUUAAUAACAUAAAUGGAAAUAUAUUAUCUCCAUUUCAACUACAAAAUUUAAAUAUGUAUUUACCUCAUAAAGAAACUAAUAUUAAGCAAAUUCCAUAUUAUACAACAUUACCUGAUAAAUAUAAAAAUAAAUUUAAACAAGACGAUGAUAAAAUUGAGCAAAAACAUCCUAAUGGAUGUAAACUCUAUGAUGUUUUAAAUAACAUUACAAAUAAUAUACAAAAAAGUUUUAAAUCUAGAACCCCCAAACAUGUCCAAACAACAAUAGUAAAGAAACCCUUAGUUCCAAAUCAACCAAAUCAACCAAACAUUUUUUCAGAUAUGAGAUAUAGCAAUUUUAAGACAGAAGUAACUUUUAAUGAACUUCCAAAAAAUACUAUUCACACUAGAAAUAUGGACAGUUUAAAAUAUAGUCGAGAAAAUAAUAAAAUUCCUGUUAAAAUAAAAUAUAUUAAAGAUUCAAAAGAUGAUAAUAAAUCAAAAUAUGUAAUAGAAAUUCCAAAAAAAGAAUUAAAAGGAAAGAAUAACAAAGAUCAUAUAAAAGCUGGUUGGCAUAAAUAA